AUGAAGAAUCAAGAACUUUCACAGAGGUAUUGUCGAGAGAAAUCUAUCCUUUAUGAUGGAGUUGAUACUAAAGAUAAAGUAGAGCAUAGAUAUCGUCUUCAAGGAGAAGAAUUUGAUAAAGCUUACACUUUCUACGAAAAGCCUCAAACAGAUCAUACUGAAGUUUUGCGGAAACCAACAAAAGUUGAUAAAGUCACUGUCGACAUGAAAGAUAUUGAACAAUUUGAAGAGACAGAAGAACAAAAAUAUCCUAAAGCCCAUGAUGUUGGACGUAUUUUGAUUGAUGAAACACCAGAAGAUAAAACACAACAAACGAAGAUUGAUCACAGCAAAUGGGAAGCGUUGAAACCUAGCUUUGAUACAAGUGAACGUACCUAUAGUGUUACAAAGCAUACAACAACAAAAGAUAAAAUCAUGAAAGUUGGUACUCUUGACGUGAUUGGUUUGGAGAAAACCUACAAGCAAUAUGAAGAGCCACAAACAACAAAGCCAAAAGACAAGUUGGAAGAAACUUUCACAGAUGUUGUAACUGAAGAGAAAAAAGAUUUUCGAGUAGACAAAUAUCGACAGCCGACACAUGAAGAAGCAAGAUCUUUCACAGAUGGUAUGGUCGAGAGGAAAUCUAUCCUUUAUGAUGGAGUUCAUACUAAAGAUAAAGUAGAGCAUAGAUAUCGUCUUCAAGGAGAAGAAUUUGAUAAAGCUUACACUUUCUACGAAAAGCCUCAAACAGAUCAUACUGAAGUUUUGCGGAAACCAACAAAAGUUGAUAAAGUCACUGUCGACAUGAAAGAUAUUGAACAAUUUGAAGAGACAGAAGAACAAAAAUAUCCUAACGCCCAUGAUGUUGGACGUAUUUUGAUUGAUGAAACACCAGAAGAUAAAACACAACAAACGAAGAUUGAUCACAGCAAAUGGGAAGCGUUGAAACCUGGCUUUGAUACAAGUGAACGUACCUAUAGUGUUACAAAGCAUACAACAACAAAAGAUAAAAUCAUGAAAGUUGGUACUCUUGACGUGAUUGGUUUGGAGAAAACCUACAAGCAAUAUGAAGAGCCACAAACAACAAAGCCAAAAGACAAGUUGGAAGAAACUUUCACAGAUGUUGUAACUGAAGAGAAAAAAGAUUUUCGAGUAGACAAAUAUCGACAGCCGACACAUGAAGAAGCAAGAACUAUCACAGAUGGUAUUGUCGAGAGGAAUUCUAUCCUUUAUGAUGGAGUUGAUACUAAAGAUAAAAUCAUACUGAAGUUUUGCGGAAACCAACAAAAGUUGAUAAAGUCACUGUCGACAUGA
This is a messenger RNA of Xenia sp. Carnegie-2017, 1293 nucleotides long. RefSeq lists its product as uncharacterized. The record is from RefSeq and is a predicted model, not a curated record. Lineage: Eukaryota; Metazoa; Cnidaria; Anthozoa; Malacalcyonacea; Xeniidae. The transcript is spliced from 4 exons. Bases 1 to 1293 code for a protein of 430 amino acids.